AACGCAGCCGGCAGCAUGAACGUGGGCACGGCGCACAGCGAGGUGAACCCCAACACCCGGGUGAUGAACAGCAGGGGCAUGUGGCUAUCGUACAUCCUGGGCGUCGGCCUCCUGCACAUCAUCCUGCUCAGCAUCCCCUUCGCCAGCGUGCCCGUGGUCUGGACCCUCACCAGCCUCAUCCACAACCUGUGCAUGUACCUGCUCCUGCACACGGUCAAGGGGACGCCCUUCGAGACCCCCGACCAGGGCAAGGCACGCCUCCUCACGCACUGGGAGCAGAUGGACUACGGCGUCCAGUUUACCGCGUCGCGCAAGUUCCUCACCAUCACACCCAUUGUGCUGUAUAUUCUCACCAGCUUCUACACCAAAUACGACCGGGUCCAUUUUGUGGUCAACACGGUUUCCCUGCUCACGGUGCUCAUCCCCAAGCUGCCGCAGCUCCACGGCGUGAGGAUCUUUGGGAUUAAUAAGUACUGACAAGGCAGAAGAGGACACCUCCUUCCUCCAGUCCCCAGGGACCUGCUGAGAGCACGCAGAGGAUCAGGCCUCUGAUUUGGCCGCAGAUCCACGAGGAUCUGUUGCUCUUUGGCUCCGGACUCUGCCUGCCGACUCUAAAUGAAGCCCGCUGGGACGCUGCCAUGGCUCCAAACCCCGGGAAAGAGACCAGGCUCUUUACAGAGAGAGGAGAAAGGGAAAGUGUACUGUUGAGGCCUGUCGCCUUUUUACAAGUUUUCCACAGACACUUUAAAGGCAUUUGUAAAGAGGAAUUAUAUAUUACAUCAUGUCCGUUUGUGUAGAGAUGCCAGUUUUUAGAAGUUAGAGGAAGAAGUAGUUGCACUGAUAUUGUGCCAUUUUCAAUCAGCACCUUAGACAGUACUCUUAGUUUUCUUUUAGCUAAUGCUACACUUCUGUGUUUAUUCAGCUUCUCUCCCAUGUUGAGCUUCCUCUCUCUCGAGGCUUCUGGGCUCAAGUAGCGACAGCGUCACGACGUGGUGAGGGAACUGUGAACGACUUCAGAGUCCAGACACCAGAAGCCACCCAGCGUUUUACAUUUAGCCCUCGCUGCUCCGCUCAGGGUCAAAGGAGUUAAGUUGAGCAACUCUUAUUUUAUCUGACUGUGUCCAUAUUUGGACUCCACUUGUCCCGGUUUGAGUCGUCUGGUCUAAGAGCAGAAGAAAUGCACGAGAGCUCUGCGCUGAUCCAACAUAACCAAAGAUUCUGCCGUCUGAGGGAAGGGUCACGUUUUCCUGUCAUUGCUUUGCUCAUAGUUAGAUUUUAUAUGGGGACACAUGCCUACAACUGCUCUGUGACAGCACUCAGGUCCCAUUACAUCGACAUGAUCGUUGUAUUUCUGCAUUUAAAUGAUAAGUUACCAGUUUAUUAGGUACACACAAGCAGUCCUAAGUACUGUGCAGCUGUCAAUCAUGAAAGGUUCAAGUGUUUUUAAUAUUGUCUUCAAACCUAUUUAGUGUCAAAUAUUUGACGUAGCUCUUAAAAAUGAAAUAUUGUCUAUAUCCUUCAUGAAAAUGUUUAAAUGGACAAUUUAAAGCUACAUCAAUCUACUUAUUAGCCACUAGGGGGCACUAAGCUCUCAGUAAAGCUGUGAACCACAAACCAUAUAAAGAUGGACGACUUGACAGUGAAGCCAAAGCAUCUAGAUUUCCUCCUGGUGGCUGGCUGCAGUAUAGGUCAUAAAUAAAGUUAUUUUUGAGGUUUUCAUUAUAAACGCCACCUCCUCCAUGUAAGUGGAGGGGACAUGAACCAAACUAAAAAGUAAAAUUCACAUCAAAUCAUUUUUAUCCAGGAUAGUUUCUGUUAUUGGUUCUUAUCACAUUGAUGAAUGUUUAAUUAGAGUGUAAUCACUUUUUUGGACAGCUGAAGUGUCCAUGAACCAUUUCCUCCUGACAAGUCUCCUCUGGAAUUGUUCUAUAAUGUGAAGUAAUGAUUUUAACAUGUAGGAUGUGACUUGCUGGUUUAACAGGGUUUUGAUUUUAUUUAUUCAAAACAGGCAAAUCUCCAGAUAAACACGU
Messenger RNA from Limanda limanda (common dab), 2030 nucleotides. RefSeq names its product ORM1-like protein 3. The coding region runs from base 16 to 477 and encodes 153 amino acids. Gene Ontology annotation, biological process: negative regulation of ceramide biosynthetic process; intracellular sphingolipid homeostasis; ceramide metabolic process. NCBI's taxonomy places the organism in Eukaryota, Metazoa, Chordata, Actinopteri, Pleuronectiformes, Pleuronectidae. The transcript is spliced from 3 exons. The record is from RefSeq and is a predicted model, not a curated record. Gene Ontology annotation, cellular component: endoplasmic reticulum membrane.